GAAUAUAUGCCUGCACCACUGUAACAAGUGUUUGUAGCGUAAAAUUAAUCCACGCACACCCAAUUCUCUCUUCGUUAGCACCUCUCUCUCUCUCUCUCGCUCUCUCUCUCCUCGUCACUUUUUCUCCAUUGAAGAUAGUUGUUAACAGAUAUUUUUGGGAACCUUCGACAUGUCAAGUGGAUCAGUUAGACGGGUUUCCCGUCAAGAUAUUCAGCUGGUGCAAAAUCUCAUAGAACGGUGUCUGCAAUUAUAUAUGAGCCAGAAAGAAGUCGUGGAAACACUACUAGCUCAAGCAAAAAUAGAGCCUGGUUUCACUGAACUAGUUUGGCAAAAGCUUGAAGAAGAAAAUGAAGAGUUCUUCAAGGCUUAUUAUGCAAGAUUGGUUUUGAAGCAGCAAAUAUUGCAAUUCAACAAAUUGCUUGACCAGCAGGUCCAAUUAAUGCAGUUACACUCAACUGCUGUUGCCUCACUGCCUACAACUAAUGGGUCACAUAUCCCUGCCGUUUCGUCACUGCCUAACUCUAAUGGAUCACAUAUCCCUGGAAUACCGGAGAAUCCAGCAUGCUACACUGCAGACCGAACCCAAACAAGUUUGAAGCCAGAAAAUAUGCAACAUCCUGUUGAUUCCAGAUUGCCUAGUGUGUUUAAUAAUGGUGGGUCAUCACUACAUACAAAUAUGCAUGCUGCAGUUGAUAUGUCAGCUCAUGGCAAUAGGAUUAAUGGUCCUCCGAGCAUGCUUUCUGCUCAAAACGCAAACAUGGGUCUGAUACAAGGAAUCAACGGUGGGAUGAUUAAAUCUGAGCCUGGAUAUUCUGGUUGUUCUCCUUACAUGUUUGGUACUGAUGGAAAUGUCCUGGAGCCACGCCCAGCUAUUGGUGGCAGUUCAGUUACGUCAUUCACUAAUGUCGAGUCCAACUCACAUUCUUUGAACGAUGCAGUCCUAGAUCCAGACACUUCUUCAUUUGGAUUUCUGGGGCAGAUUCCCAGAAAUUUUAGCCUUUCAGAUCUGACUGCCGAUUUUUCUCAGAGUUCUGAUAUACUGGAGACCUAUUCUAGGUCACCCUUCCUAGCUACGGAUAAUGAAAACUUUCUCGACAGAGGAGAACAAGACAAUAAUAGGCUAGACUCCAUAUCAGAAGGUUUAAGUUAUGAAGACUUUGGGAGUGAAUAGUUGAUACCAUUUGGUUGUCGAACUUGCAGGAAGAAGAAAGACUCCUGCGAAGGUCUUCGAUUCAUCCAGAAUCUUGGAUUAAAAAAAACUGUUAAAAUGCUGUGGAGAUGAAACAAAUCCAGAAACUUAAAUCAACUUGGAAAAAAGAAAGAUAGAAGGCAGACUUCUUCCUAGAUUGAGUGCUUCAUGGUGAAGUAGAUUCUAAUGUUAACCCAAUUUCCCUUUGCGCUCUAAUUUUAUUUUUAAAGUUAAACAAAUUCACGCCCCCCAUUCUCCUUUGCGGCCUAUCAUGCCAACGCCGAUUGCCAUUCUCCUUUACUAUUCUUCAGUUAUGAAGAUUUUUGGCAAAUGUAGCAACAUCUAUUUAAAUAUAGGACUAAUUUGCAAUAUUCACGAAAUAUUGCACUCAUUUUAGAUACACUGAUAUCACAUAUAUCACGUAUGGUGUACGCGUCUAUGUGUAUAUAUAUGUAUAUUAGCUCUUGUUAUAACCCUUAAAAUGUACACCUACUAUUAUUUUUUUGUAAUUUAUUGUUGUAAUUUUUUUUAUCCAGAUGUAAACGUAUAAAUUAUGUCAUUUUGUUCAGAGUAUGCGUUAACAGAGUCCAACCAAAACUAAUAUAAAUACGUUACUCGAUCAAUUAUGGUAGGGGAAAACUCGUAUUUAAUUAGAUGUUCCGUUUGCCAAAAAUUAUGUUCAACAAUUAUGUAUGGGAAAUAAACAAGAAUUUAGAAAGAGGAAAACGCGUAUGUAUAAGGUUGUUUGACUAAAAAAUAACAAGCAGGCCUAAUUUUGAAUGAAUCUCCUGUAAUUAUUGUUGUAUAACAAUUAGAGAUUACUAUUUUUAUCUUAAUCCAAUUUUUAUUU
Messenger RNA from Vigna radiata var. radiata (mung bean), 2039 nucleotides. RefSeq lists its product as uncharacterized. The record is from RefSeq and is a predicted model, not a curated record. The coding region runs from base 170 to 1171 and encodes 333 amino acids. Lineage: Eukaryota; Viridiplantae; Streptophyta; Magnoliopsida; Fabales; Fabaceae. The transcript has 8 exons.